GAGGAGGUAGAGGGAGGGGGCAGAAGGAGGUUUGUUUGUUUCUUCAUGCCUGGAAAACAUGUGUGGCUGUCAGGGAUGAUGUGUUUUCAUGACACUCGAGCUGCCUCUCAGACACCAUCUUUUAUCAGGAAGAUGUUUGCAUGGAGAGACAGCCUCUUCAUAGAAACUCAGCUGAGCAUUUCUGUACAAACACUCAGAGGACUUGACUCUUUUCCCCCUCCCCCCCCCCCCCCCCCCUCCAAAGAACCUUUUGCCCAUAUUUCCGUAUUUUUAUUUUCUUCUGAAGGCUGAGAAAUGCCUCUGGAAUGCGCUUGCUUGCUCUCCUUUCGCAGGCCAGCACUCCCAGUGAUGUAUUAAUUAGCUGGAGCACUGCACACUAACAAGCAACUGCAGGCUGAUCUCGUUAAACAUUAAUGCGUAACUAGAAAAGCAAGAGCUGUUAGAGAUACGCCACUCAAUGUCAUCCGUGUCCAAAUGCAAAAAACGUCAGGGACUGAGCUACUGGUGCUUGUGUUUCCAGAGGGAGUGAGAAAGGCCAGGCAGAGCUGAUCCCUUUCACAGCCUCAACAGGAAACACCUCAACCACAGAUGGGUUUCCACAUUCCUAGGAUCUCCUUCAGCAUCGAUCCCCACUAUUUACCACCAAGCAGUCUCCUCUCACAGAGAUGGAUCUGCAAGCCUCCUUUUUACAGUCUUUUUUCCAUGUCUUGUUUCUAGUGGUUAGGCCUGAAAACUAGCACAGGUCUACCUCUUUAGCUGCUAUUUAACCAUAAGCAAAUGGUUUAAGCCAAAGUUUUCAAACAAGAAAGUUUCAAGUCACGCAGUUACACACCAGUGGAGCUAUCCAAAUUAGAGGUUGUCUCAAUUAUUAUGGACCUUGCUGGAUAUCUGAGGCAGCUCCAUUUGAAAAUAUUGACCUCAUCACAAUUUUGCUUCAGCUGACCCUUGGAGGAACUUGUUAGGAUGACUCUUUGAAUUAUGAGUCUUGGCUAUUACUGGAAAAAUAUCUCAUCUAGUACAUGAGAAAGCUUGAGAAUGUUUGUUUAUUCAUUAACUAUCUGGAGACAUCAAAUGUGGAAGGAGUAGGAACCUUCUGCCCUGGAAGGCCUGCUCCUACUUUGAUUCAAGCAUGUAUAGUCACAGACUGGCUUUGCGUGAGCAGUUGCUGAUAGCACUUGUAACCUUUAAUUUACAUGGGCAAAAAGGGAUUUUGUAUGUGUUGUCUUAAGAACUGUACAUGCAAAUCAACCACAGAGUUUUGCAUGAAGUUUUAUGCCUCGCGUUGCAAAGAGCUGCCUGGCAUGGCCAUCAUAUUAUGGGAUAUAUUUCAGGAUCUGCUGCAGACAAACCAGCCUUCUAACUUACUUUCUACCUCCACCUUCUCUCUAACAUAACGAUAUUAGACAAACCUGCCAGUACUUUUCCUUACCCUCUGAUUGUUUGCAUUAUGCAACCUGAUUGCAAUUGAUAAUUCAUUAAUCAUUUCCUAUCACAGUUAAUAUUUACCCUGCUUGCUACUGUGCAGCUGGAGUGAUGGGAGGGGCGGGAGCAGGGAGACGAAAGAGACAGUCAGAGAAGUACAGAACAUAUCAGAAAACCAAGUCUUCGGAACCAGCCUUUUUUUCUUUUUUUUUUCUUUUUUUUUCUUCUUCUUUUUUUUCUUUUCUCCCUCUAAUGUUUCCACAGUGCUGCCACCAGCAGUUCAUGAGGGCUUGUUUUCAUUUUCCAAAGCCUCAUGUUCCUUGGUUGUCAUUGUAGCAACUUCAGCUCUACAGAGAAGGGUUUUCCUGUGUUUUCUCUGGACCUGCAAGUGCUGCAUUUUGCUGCCUGGGGAAGUGAAAGUGAAAGGGUUACUGCUGCCCACUCGGGAUUUUGUUGCUGUUGGGGAUUUUUUUGUCUCCUUGUGUGAUGCUUCCUCAGUCUGCUUAAAAGCCACCUGGCUUGAUUUCCCCCCUAAUGGCACUGAGACUGGAACUGAAGCUGUCUUUGCUGCCUGGUCCCCCUCCUUCCCGUUCUUCAGACAUUAUGUCACCCUGCUCAGGGUGGCUUGCUGACUCCAGCCUUGUCCCCUGGGGACAGAAAACCAGGUUCCCUUCCCUGUGGCAGCAGUGCCCACAUUUAAGAAGCUGCAGUGCUGAGCUGUGACUGCAUUAGUUCUGCUACAUUAGAACAGAAGCAAAGAGCUUAAUUUAAUUCACUGGCCUGUAUGUUGACACCUGAGGUACACUAAUUCACUGCAAGUAUUCUCAGUGAAGCCAGGCUCUUUAGUGUUCAGAUCUUCCUUUUUCCCAAGAGCUGAAUCUUGCAAAGCGAACAUUCAUUUCAUAGGAGUGGAGAAAAAUACCUCCUUGCAAGGAUCACCAUAGGUCAGGAUGACUCACUUUUACCAGUGUCCACAAGGGAUGGAAGAUCACGUGCCUCUUUUUUUCUUUGAAAUACAUAAAUUGAUCUCCAUCCUCUCAUUUUAUGAUUAGCAGCAUCAGUAAAAAAGAAAGUUCAUUCGUAGUGACAUAUAAUUGGUCAUAAAAUAUUUAUCCACCACAAGCUGUGUUUGUACAUAGUUCAAGGGCUCUGAGCCUAUCAGAUGCUUCAGCCUGGUCUGUAUUAGCAAGUGCUAGGAUCAAGCCCUGUAGCAGCAUUUACUUUGCUGUAACUUCCAAGAACCAAACCUUGCCUAUGUUGUUUGUGCAUGAAGACCCAUUAGGCUAAAUUAAUCCCUAGGGUAUAUGUACAGACUUCAACAGAGUGUUAUCAGGGAUAAAUUAAGCUUAUUGAUUUUUAAUGAGUCUCUUACCUGAAUAAUGAAAAUAGAGUUUCUAUUCUGUUCCAUGCUAUUGUUUUUCUGUAUGUAAACAUCACCUGCUUGGCCCCUGAAUUUUUAAACCUGGAAAUUUUGCAUUUCUUGAAGGAUUAGAAAACAAACUCAUUUUUCUCCUUCAAAUUCCUUAUGGCAUCUACGUGAUCUAUUCAGUGUCAUUACACAGUGGGAUAUAGUUCCCAGAAUUUCCACAUCUCCAAGCAUCCAUUUUGGAAAAAAAAAAAAAAAAAAAAAGAUUGCCAGAAACAAAAUUUCAGGCUUCAUAUUUUAAAGCUGAUCUUCUCGUCAGGAGAGUAUCUACAUAUAAGGGGUUUUCCCAGUGAUAAUGUGUUUCUAGAGAAAUCAUUUUGAUGUGACUUCAUCUUCUGAACUGAUCUAGCUGAGAUAGUCUUUGCCUUGCAGUUCCAUGUCAAUAAUUUCUAUCACCAUCCCAUCCUCUGAACCCUCUGAUGGGUCUUUUGGAGUUUCGUGCAUCCCCAACAGGCGUGCCCAUGGACCAGCUGGUUGGUGGCAUGGCUUUUGAGGAAACGUUAGUGAGAAGCGAUGAAUUCUGUACUUUGCCCUGGAAGAGUGCGACACGGCUGAUCCCAGAAAUGGGAUCAUGCCAAGUAUGCAGAAAGAGUCAGAUGCACUGGAAGCAGCUUCUCUCUGUUGCAUCAGUGCUCCUGGUGAUCAUGGGAGGAGAGGGAAAGGCAAGCUUCUCUGUUUUGAGUGAAAGCCUUGAACAAGUCUCAAACAGCAACACUUUUGAGUUCUUCGUCUGCAUUUUUUAUAAAGAGCAAGGAUCACAUUUGCAAGAACCAGAUGAAGAAUUUGGGAAGAGAGUGUGGGUUCCCCGUGCAGAGUCCGGUGACAAAAUCCGUGAAUAAGGUUUAUGAUAGGCCACAGAAGCAUUCUACCUUGCACUAUGAUCCAGGCCUCCAACAAGACUUCACCGGUGAUACCUUAAAAUCAAAGCACCAGCAGAAAAGUAGCAACCAGCACCAUCUUGACUGGUCAGCAAGCUCCAAUACUGGAUCCACCUCUCAAAGUUGCUUCAUCAACACAGAACCCAAUAGAGAAGCUGUUAGUGCCACCAAGGUCACCCCUCCCGAGCCAGGAGUUUCCUUUAGUAAAUCCCAAGCAAAGAAGUCCUGUGCCAGCAGCACAUGGGGGCAGCUGUCUGUCAGCAGCAAAGAGCUUGCCAUCUGCAGUGCAGUCCCAUCACCCAACAACAUUGGUGUGGCUGCUCAGCCAAGCAGUGCCUCCGAGUGCAACGGGCUGUUGCCUAUUGGUGAUCAAGACGGAGGUGUGCAGCUGGAAGCUCCUGAUCAGUCUGCUGGGAGUACAAAGAAGAAGUCCAGCAAAAAGGACUUGAUAUGUCAAACCAUCCAAACUGCUGACAUUGAGUGGGUGAAGAGCACUCAGAAAGCAUUUGACAGCAAAUGCCAUGACAGCAUGGAAGGAAAAAAAGAAUCUUAUUCGAUGGACAGUGUGUUGGAUGCGUCACCAUCGAAACAGAAUCCCGCUUCUGCUAGCACCUGUGAAAAUGACACUAGCCACGUACGAAUUACUAUCCCUAUAAAGUCUCCAACAACAGAUACAUCCAGCCACAAAAGGAAAAAAAGGCAAUCUACAAAAUCUUCAAUGGAGAAAGUUAUCCAAGAGAAAAGUCUGCCUUCUGGGCUUGCUAUGAGCGGUGAAGUAGCAAAUAGGACUAUCUCUCAGUCAGAAGGGAGUAAAAAAGAUAUUCGAGUCACAAAGCCAGGGAAAGUGAUUGAAAAUGAGUCCCCCUUAGCAGCUAUUGACAGCAGUGUGCUUAUUGACAGAGCUUCCCCCAACAGCGCCACCAGACUCAGAAAAUCUGUAGCUGUGACAUCUACUCUCCUAUCCACUGAUCUCCCCACAGCUAGCAAGCUGUCUGAGGUCCAGCACCCCAAACUUACAGCUAAACGGCGAUGGACCUGCAGCAAACCUAAAUCUAUCCUUCGGGAGACCUCCAUGACAACAUCUGAGAAGAUGAUGGUGGAACCUCCUUCAGCCUAUCCUAUCACGCCAUCCAGCCCUCUGUAUACCAAUACAGACAGUCUUACUGUGAUCACACCUGUCAAGAAAAAAAGAGGACGACCAAAGAAACAGCCUUUGCUCACUGUUGAAACCAUUCAUGAGGGAACAUCCACUAGCCCAGUGAGUCCAAUCAAUCGUGAAUUUCCAGGAACAAAGAAAAGAAAGAGGAGACGCAAUCUGGCCAAGUUGGCCCAGAUGGUCCCAGGAGAGGACAAGUCCAUCAGUGAUCUCAAGUUUCACAAAAAGGUUGGAAAGCUCGGGGUCUUGGAUAAGAAGACUAUCAAAACCAUUAAUAAGAUGAAGACCCUCAAAAGGAAGAAUAUUCUCAAUCAGAUUUUGUCCUCCUGCUCUAGCAACAUAGCUCUGAAAACAAAAAUUCAGCCGCCAUCUAGUGCUGGGCCAACAACCAUUGAUGCCAGACUAGGGAAGCAGAUCAAUGUCAGCAAGAGGGGGACUAUCUACAUUGGUAAAAAACGGGGCAGGAAGCCAAGAGCAGAGCUGCAGCCUCAACCAGAAGAACCUAAGACAGCCAUGAAGCACUCAAGGCCUGUUUCCAGCCAGCCAGAAAACCCAGCAGUGCCUUCCAACCUGCAGUCACUUGUGGCAUCUUCACCAGCAGCUAUUCAUCCGCUUUCGACACAGUUAGUGGGGACUAAUGGCAACCUUAGCCCUGCAAGCACUGAAACAAAUUUUUCAGAGUUAAAAACUAUGCCAAAUCUUCAACCUAUCAGUGCUCUUCCUACAAAAACUCAGAAAGGAAUGCACAGUGGAACUUGGAAGCUGUCUCCACCCAGGUUAAUGGCUAAUUCACCUUCCCACCUCUGUGAAAUAGGUUCUCUAAAAGAAGUUACACUGUCACCAGUGAGUGAGUCUCACAGUGAGGAAACCAUUCCAAGCGACAGUGGGAUAGGUACAGACAACAACAGUACUUCUGACCAAGCUGAGAAAAGCUCAGAAUCCCGCCGGAGAUACUCCUUUGAUUUCUGCACCCUGGACAAUCCAGAGGCUAUCCCAUCUGACACCAGCACAAAAAACAGGCAUGGUCACCGGCAGAAACAUCUCAUUGUGGAUAACUUUCUCUCUCAUGAGAGCAUGAAAAAGCCAAAGCACAAGAGGAAAAGGAAAAGCUUGCAAAACAGAGAUGAUCUCCAGUUUCUGGCAGACCUUGAGGAACUCAUCAAUAAAUUUCAAGUGUUCAGGAUUUCGCAUCGUAGUUACACAUUUUAUCAUGAAAAUCCAUAUCCCAGCAUCUUCAGGAUUAAUUUUGAUCACUAUUACCCUGUGCCAUAUAUCCAGUAUGACCCAUUGCUCUAUCUUCGCAGGACCUCUGAUAUGAAGUCUAAGAAGAAGCGUGGUAGACCUGCCAAAACCAAUGACACCAUGACAAAGGUGCCUUUUUUACAAGGGUUCGGUUACCCUAUUCCCAGUGGGAGUUACUAUGCACCCUAUGGAAUGCCUUACACAUCAAUGCCUAUGAUGAAUCUUGGUUACUAUGGUCAGUAUCCAGCUCCUUUGUACCUGUCUCACACGCUCGGAGCGGCUUCCCCAUUUAUGAGACCUACCGUGCCCCCACCCCAAUUCCAUGCAAGCUCUCAUAUGAAGAUGUCCACCACUGCCAAGCAUAAAGCAAAACAUGGAGUGCACCUACAAACACCUGUGGGAAUGGGCCUUGGAGACAUGCAGUCCUCUUUGGCUCCUCCAAAGGUUGGAGGAACAAGCCUUUCAAGUGGCCGACUUCACAAAAGGAAACACAAACAUAAGCACAAGCAUAAGGAUGAGAGAAUACUGGGGACACAUGAAGAUCUGAGUGGUCUCUUUGCUAGCAAGUCCACUGGCUUCUCCAGUCACUCUAUCAAUGAAAGGCUAAGUGGCUCAGAUAAAGAUCUCUCCUUGCUCAAUGAGAAAAGCAAGCAUAAGGAGAAACAGAAGCACCAGCAUUGUGAAACUGGACACAAAGGCUCAAAGAGCAACUUUGAAGUGGAUACACUGUCUACCUUAUCACUUUCUGAUGCCCAGCAGUGGACACAGAGUAAAGAUAAAAGUGAUUCAAGUAAUGAUCCCAUUGACUCUUGCACAAAGAGAUACUCUGGUAAUACUGAGAGUAAUGCAAGGUCAGAGUCCCUGGACAUGUUUGGUGAAAUGAAUUCCUCGAGUGAGAAACGGGAUAACGAUGGAAGUGGGAAUAAAAGAAGAAGCUUCGAAGGGUUUGGAACUUACAGAGAGAAGGACAUUCAGCCCUUCAGGAUAAAUAGAAAGGAUAGAAGUACUUAUGAUUCUUCUGCCUCAUCUGGAAUUGUAGGCCCCCACUUAAAAGCAGACCAGACUUCACUUCACAGUAAAAUGGAAAGUUCUGCCUGUAACAUGAUGACCAGAAGGAAACCAGCAACUGUAGAGAGUGUUACAAUGCCGACUCCAGUAUUAUCUCUCCUACCUUCAUCAUCAGCAACAUCUGAAGCAGCCAGUCCACCGCUGAAAAAAAGGUUCAAGCGCCGUGAAAUUGAAGCAAUCCAGUGUGAGGUGCGCAAGAUGUGUAACUACACCAAGAUCCUGUCCACAAAGAAGAACCUGGAUCAUGUAAACAAGAUCUUGAAAGCCAAGCGGCUGCAGAGACAAUCAAAAACAGGCAAUAACUUUGUCAAGAAGCGGAGGGGCCGUCCACGUAAGCAACCUCUCUCCUUUGAUGAAGAUUCCAGAGACCAAAUGCCCGUUCUGGAGAAAUGCAUUGACCUUCCCAGCAAAAGAGGUCAGAAGCCAACACUGAAUCCAUUGCUGUUGGAGCAAGCAGCCACUCAAGACACAAUCAUGGCCACCAUUGAGGCUGUCAUACACAUGGCUCGAGAAACACCACCGCCACCUCCUCCUCUUCCUCCUCCGCCACCGCCGCCCCCUCUCCCUCUGCCCCGAACACCCAGGCUUGGGAAAAGGAAGAGCAAGUCACCACAAGAGGAGGAGGAUGACAUGAAAGUGAAGCGGCACCGGAAAGGCAGAGGAAGUGAAAGUGAAGGCCUUCCCUAAGGCCAGCACACCCUGUUGGACAUCUAGUGCUGAUAGCAGGGUAUGUCAGGACUGACAGACUGGAGGAAUACAGUCUGCUUUGCCCCCAAGGCAGCACUGGACUUGUCACUUGGGUGGCCAAAACUUAUUAUGGAGAGAUGGGGAUCACAUCUUCCUCUUCAUCGCUUCGGUCCCAGUCCCCCGGGAAAGAGGGGGAAAGGGUGAAGAGAUGGAAAGGUGGGGAUAAGGGGGGUGGGGGGAUUUCUAAGUUGGGGAUAUUGUCUACUUUGCAGUUUCCAAAACUAAUCAACAUCUCAGCAUUGCUGUGCUCACACCGUACCUGGAGGCGGGAGGUCAUCCUCGCAGAGAGCUGAGCAUUGUUGCUAGGGCUGCAUGCUCAACUCAGAUUCUGUUUGGUGGGCCAGGUGAAACUAAGAGUAACCAUACCAUAGUAGAAAUCACUGUUAAAAAAAGAAAAAGAAAAAGAAAAAAAAAAAAGGAAAAAAAAAGAAAGAAAAAAAGAAAUAAAAAGGAAAAAAAAAGAAAAAAGCAAGAAAAAAAUAGCGUAAUUUUCUCAACUGUGAUCUUGGUUAUAAUAUGUUUGAAUUUUUUUUUUUUUUUCAGUUUUAUAUACCUACCAGGUUUUGGGGCAACAUAACCCAAAAUGCCUGACUCCUGCUAGAACUAUAUAUAUUUUUUUUCUCAUUUACUUGCCUAGUUACAACUAGCUGCAAUAUAGGCAAUAGAAAAGUAGAGCCUUACACACGCACACACUCAUUCCGAGUGCUAUCCCAAGGAACAACAGAAUAUCACAGCAUUUCUAAUAAGGCGUACAAGGAUAUUCAGUUAUGAUAGCACAUUUCUAUGAAGCAACUUGGCAUUUCCAAUGGCAUGUGAAAAAGGGGUCAUCCAUCAACCAAGUUGUUUUGAUGCUCGGUACAUAUGAGUAAAGAACAGCAAGACACUUCUGGGGAAUAGAGUUAUAGUAAACACGGACAAAAUCACCAAAAAAAAUAAAAAUAAAAAUAAAAAUAAAAAAGAGAAAAAAGAGAAAAGAAAAAAGUAGAACAGAAAAAAUAGAGUAAAAAACAGGGCCCAAAAGUUCCAGUUUUUACCACCUGAAGUUCCCAGGGAAAAUGAUGGGAAAUCCAGGCUCCAAAUUAUUUGCAUUGGGUAGCAAUGCCUUGAUAUGUACUUUUAAAGAAAAUAGAUAAAGUAGAUUGUUUUAAAAAAUAGAGAACAAAACCCUAUGGAAAAUAGAUUAUUUCUUGGCAAUUAUUUCUUAAAAAAGAAAAGGAAUAAGUGUUCUUACCUGAAAAUAAAAAUAAGAGUGUUCAAAGGGUAUCACCACUGCAAUUGUAUUAAUGCCACUUUGGACAUGUUCUCCAAGUUGUGGUUGCCUUAAUAAACUAAAAAAAAAAAUUUUUUUUUGUACAUAAUGUAAUUAUAAAGCUCUCAGUCUGCAUGGAUGCAAACUGUGUGUGACAAAUCGUCUCUUUAAAUGGUCAGUUCAAAUUGUACAUUUCUCAUUCGAGUUGUACGUUAACCAUUGAUCUAACUUGGGUAAAAUACCUAAGCUCCAUUUCCACAGCCCAAUUAAAAUGUUUAACUCAAACAAAGACUGAACGUGAAGCUGUUCCAUUGCAGUAAAAAUAGUUUUGUUUUGUUUUGUUUUGAUUUUUUAAGGAAAAAAAAAAAAGCAUUCAGUUGUUAAAAUUUGAAAUAUGUACUUUCAAUUUAUUUUAUUUCUUUUUAAAGUCCUUCAGUACACCCAACACCUGGCAUGGCAAGAUGGAUAAUAAAAUGGGAGGGGGGAGGGAAAAUUCCAGCAAGGGAGUGGGGAGUGGAAUUAUUUAAUGAUUCACAAGCCAACUGUUAUUCACUUUUUUGAGAAAUCCUUAAUUGGCAUAUUGCCAAGAAAACUUCAAAUAGCACGACA
Gallus gallus (chicken) is the source of this 9797-nucleotide messenger RNA. It is a transcript of the gene SETBP1, whose product is annotated as SET binding protein 1. Gene Ontology annotation, molecular function: DNA binding. The transcript is spliced from 5 exons. Lineage: Eukaryota; Metazoa; Chordata; Aves; Galliformes; Phasianidae. The record is from RefSeq and is a predicted model, not a curated record. The coding region runs from base 3623 to 7879 and encodes 1418 amino acids.